This is a messenger RNA of Cordyceps fumosorosea ARSEF 2679, 1803 nucleotides long. RefSeq names its product Amine oxidase. Bases 1 to 1803 code for a protein of 600 amino acids. The record is from RefSeq and is a predicted model, not a curated record. Gene Ontology annotation, molecular function: oxidoreductase activity. NCBI's taxonomy places the organism in Eukaryota, Fungi, Ascomycota, Sordariomycetes, Hypocreales, Cordycipitaceae. The transcript is spliced from 4 exons.
AUGUAUCAACUCAACCUUCAACUUCAACGUAUCAACGACAAGAUGGAGAACUGGCCACCUACAGGAGGCGUCGACAGCAGCGCGACGAAACCGGCCAUAGAUCUGGACGAUGAGCGACAAGUAACAAAACAGUGUUUGCAGAUAUGCGAGGAUGCGAAGUUGUAUUUGGAGUCCUUGGCGUGUCGCGACUCACCUCUCCUAGAUCAGCCCGCUCUGGGAAGCUCUGCGAUUCUCCAGCAAAGUCGGCAAACUAGGCUUUGGGAGCUUGAAGAACAGGGAAUGGCGCCGCAGAUCUGCAUCGUAGGAGCUGGCAUCUCUGGUCUGCAAUGUGCAGAUGCCCUAAUCCGCAGCGGCUUCCGUGUCACAGUGUUUGAGGGUAGAGAUAGAAUCGGCGGUCGGGUACACCAGGAGCAGCUCUGUGGUCAUUGGCUGGACAUGGGGGCAAACUGGAUUCAUGGCAUCACUCGAAACCCUAUUACCAAAUUUGCCUCGGCAACUGGGACAAAGCUAGUAUUACACGAACCAGAGAGUAUCGUUUACGACGCCAACGGCUACAAGUUACCUCGAAACGUAGUCGACAAAUGCGAAGAACUUAUCGAAGACGCAAUGGAGGGUGCAGAAGAAUACAGCAAGCAGUACUCGGAUACGAUCAAUGCCAAAACGAGUGUUAUGGACUUCAUCAUGCAAGAGAUCCAGUCUGCCUGUUUGGACGACGAGUCUAGGGUCAUAUGCGAGCAAAUGGCACACAUGCACAAUGAUGAAUUCGCAGACCCCAUCGCCUCCCAGAGCCUCAAGCAUCUCUAUCUCCAAGACGGUGCAGAUGGUGCUGAAGCGUUUGUUGCUUCCACACACAAGCGAAUUGUGCAGAUGAUAGCCCAGCUAGCUACAAACGCUGGCGCAAUCCAACUCAACCACAGGGUAACGACCAUUUGCAGCACUUUCAGGGAGUCUGGCCAGAGGGAAGUUGUAGUCACAACUGCAUCUGGAAAGACCCAAUCCUUUGAUGAGGUAGUGGUGACUUGCCCGCUUGGCUGGCUCAAGCAUAACAAAACGAUUUUCAGUCCUUCUCUGCCAGCGCCAAUGGCAGAAGCAAUUGAUAACAUCGGAUACGGUGCGCUCGAGAAGGUCUUUGUCAAGUUUCCAGCCGCCUUUUGGGAGCGCAAAGGUGCACAGCCGGCUUCACGAGGCGGUGCAGUUCGUGGCCGAAAGAAAUCACGCGACGGGUACUCCUUCUGGCACUUUUUGUGUCCUGAAUAUCACCCCUUGACUAAGAAAAUCGGCCCUUGGACGCAGAUGGUAUUCAGUCUUUCCGGCCUUCCAGGCGACGAUGCCCACCCUACUCUCCUGUUCUAUCUCUCUCCGCCGUGCUCACGAUCUUUUAUACCAACCCUCAAGAACGUCACACCCCACACAGCAACCUAUGAUGAGUUACUGCGCGCCUUCGCGGAGCCAUUUUAUUCGCGACUACCUAAUUACGACGCGAGGCAAGUAAACUGUCACCCAGUGGCCUUCUUAGCUACACAAUGGCAAAAUGAUGCCAUGGCUGGGUAUGGAAGUUACUCCAAUGUUCGAGUCACACAAGUCGACGCUAAAGCAGACUUUGACUUGAUACGAAGCGGUGGAGGUCAGGGAGAGUCGGGAAAUAACCUCAUAGGCUGCGACCGAGGUGUCUGGUUUGCUGGAGAGCAUACUACGCCACCGUUUGGAAUCGGAACAACAACCGGAGCAUGGGCCAGCGGCAAUAGAGCAGCAAGAGACAUCAUAGAGGCGUAUAGAGUUAAGCAAGGGUCCAGAGCACUCUGA